ACUUUUACUUUCGUUGUGAUCCUAGUCGUGUGAGAGUCAAGGUUGGAUCGAGGGACAUCGAGGAAGGAUGCAGAAGAUUGUCUUUUCUACGUGGUGGUUCAAAAGCUGUCUCUUUCUCGGAGUCGUCUGCCUCGUCGGGAUCGUCCUUUUCCUUACUCCUCUCCCAGAUUUACACUUCGCUUCCUGUGAUAGGCCUUGCCAUGAGCUCGACUGGCCUAUGAUAUGCCGGUUCCGGAUUACUUUAGAACAGCACCAGCCUUUGGGGGGUUUGUGCGGCGACUGCCCUGCUAACAUAUCCCACUGCUUUCGUUUCGGAUGCAUGGUCGCCGAAGGAAAUUCAAAGCGGAUACUGACGGCGAACAAACAGCUUCCGGGUCCCUCAAUUCAGGUCUGCCAGAAUGACAUCAUACUUGUUGAUGUCGUCAACCGUCUUCCCGGACAGGGUGUCGCUAUUCACUGGAGGGGUCAAAAACAGUUUGAGAGCCCUUAUAUGGACGGGGUACCCAUGAUCACACAAUGCCCCAUUUCCAGUUAUACGACCUUCCAGUAUAAAUUCAGGGCUUCAGAAGCCGGCACACAUUUGUGGCAGUCGCACACUGGUAAUGAAAUCCUAGAUGGAAUAUUUGGUGCAUUGGUCGUCCGGAAAGCAGAUAGGACAAAUGAACACAGACGACUGUAUGACAUAGAUGACAAAAGUCAUAUGAUAAUUCUUAACCAGUGGAAGAGUUCAGUACGGCAAUCCGAAGGCGCACAUAUACUUGUUAACGGAAUUGCAAGCAACAAUGAUGCUUUAGUACCAAUUCUUAAAGUGAACAAAGGGUUGAAAUACCGAAUAAGGGUCGCUCAUGCUGGAGAUGGAAAUGCCUGUCCAUUCUUUGUAUCACUCAAAGAACACCAACUUUUAAUUAUAAGCCUUGAUGGAAAUCCUAUCGUUCCCAUCUACACAAAAUCAAUUGAAAUCACCCAAGGGGAGAGAUUCGAUUUUAUAAUGGACGCGUCUAAGGAAGGAGGCGAGUACAAAUUGGAGGUGCGCUCUAACUGUACAAAAUCAAUCGGAGUGGCCAAGUUCAUCUACAACACGACUGUUGAUGAAAUGAUGGAAUCGGAAAGCAUCGAACCGAUGACCGGAACAGUGCAGACUUCGCUUGUGAGCACAGUAUUUAACAAGAAGUGUGCAAAGGAUUCGAAUGUGAUGUGCAUUCAAAAGAUUCAUUCUUUUGACAAGAUGCCAAGCGAGUUGGCCAAAGAAAAAAUGGAUGUGACUCUGUACUUGCCUUUUGACUAUCUUGCGAUAGCUGCCGGGGCUGGAAAAAGUGAAGCGAUACCCAGAAUGGACAACAUAACGUUCAUGUUUCCUUCUUCCCCAUUGGUCAGCCAGUAUGAUGACACCACAUACCAUGAAAUCUGCCGGAAGGACAGACUCCCUGACAGAUGUAUGAACGAACAAGUUUGCGAAUGUGUACACACGAUACACAUCCCUCUCAAAGCGAAAGUUGAAAUUAUUCUCAUUAAUCAGGAUAAGGUGACGCAAGCUGAUCAUGUUUUCCACCUUCAUGGACACCAUUUUCAUGUUGUUGGAGUCACAGAUAACGUGAAAGAACAGAACGUUGAAGUUCUUAAACACCUGGAUGAAAAAGGCUUGCUGAUGAAGAGGAAUCUUCUCAACCCCAUUGUGAAAGACACAGUAGCAGUGCCUAGAAAUGGAGCUGUUGCGCUUCGAUUUAUUGCAAAUAACCCAGGCUAUUGGCUUUUGCAUGAUCAGAGUGCCUCUCAGUGGGCAAGUGGCCUCGAUGUUGUGCUCAAAGUUGGCGAAAACUACAAUCUUCCAUCAGUCCCUGACAACUUUCCGAAGUGCGGCAGUUGGGUCGGUCCGCAAUUCUUCCUCAUUUGAUCUCAAAUUUAUUCUAUUUUGGUUCAUUAUGUUAAUUUACGUUUGGUGUAAAUAUUGUAAAGCUCCUAUUUGUAAAUAUAAUUGUUUCAUUUUAAGUACCUCUAAGCAAGUUUUUUGUAUAAACGUUUCUUAUUAUUUGUAAUGUUGUUUUUAUACGAAUCAGUCGCUUUGUGCCAACGGUUAUGAGCAGUGGCGAAAUGUAUAAAGUAACAAUUAUUAAAUUAUGCUCAUAAAGUUAUUUUUUUCUUGUAAGUUGUUUUGAUAAAUAAGACUAUUUAAAUAGGUAUAUAAAUAGUAAAGAACAACAAUUAAUACCAACUAAUUAAUUACUAUAAGUAAGAAAACAACUUAUUUGUUACAUAAAAAUUUUGUUCCCUUUAAUCAUUAAAUUAU
Messenger RNA from Cimex lectularius (bed bug), 2284 nucleotides. RefSeq names its product laccase-2-like. Gene Ontology annotation, molecular function: oxidoreductase activity; copper ion binding. Lineage: Eukaryota; Metazoa; Arthropoda; Insecta; Hemiptera; Cimicidae. The record is from RefSeq and is a predicted model, not a curated record. Gene Ontology annotation, cellular component: plasma membrane. The transcript has 11 exons. Gene Ontology annotation, biological process: iron ion transport. The coding region runs from base 68 to 1891 and encodes 607 amino acids.